CCGGAACUGGACUAUUUUUUAAAAUACCUAGCUAGCUAGCGCCGUUCAGUCGACCGCUUGGCCAGUGGCAACUCGAGUGUCUCUCAAACUCUGGCUCUUUCAAAAGUUCUGAACUCCUCGAUCGAGGCACCUUUCUCUUUUGCCCGCAAUCUUGCGCCCACAAACCUUCAUUUCCAACACUUCGUCUCUUUUUUCACAGUCCGACAACAAGCAGCAUCCUACCGUACUUUAAAGACCGCAAUGACUUCAGCCCGUACACCCAGUGCCAUGUCUGGCGCCUUCUCCUCGGGACACCUAGGUGCUUCUCAAUCAAACUACAGCCAUGAUCAAGAUCAUGUUGAGUGCGGUCAGGAUGAAGUGAACAACCUUACGAGGAACGAGACCAAACAAAUUCGGUUCUGGAAGGCUCUCGUUGUUUUCUUACUUUUACUGACAGCAUGUGUUGUGUCGGCAGGAUCCUAUAAGAUUAUGAGAAGUGAUGAAGAGAACACCUACAAAAACGCCUACAAUCAAGUUGUUCAAAUCAUCCGAAGUGCUGCCGAGUUUCAUUCAUCCAACCUGUUCGUGUCCUUUAGUGCCUUCUCAGACACUAUUACUGAAUCAGCUGAUUCUUUGGAUGAAACCUUUCCUUUUGUAUCCAUUCCCAUGUUUGAAACUAUGGCUGCUCAUGUUCGCUCCACCACUGGUGCAGAGAUGAUCAAUUGGCAUGCCAGGGUGGAAGAAGACCAGCUAGAAGCAUGGAACAACUACACCCAGUCGAACUACAAGACCAAUUUAGCAAUGAGCCGAGCUACGGCUCUCAAAUUGCAGCCAAAAGGGUCUUCUGUCAAACCCAUUGACUUUAUGGAUGGUGACAUUGCACCACACCCAUACAUCCCCAACUUUAAGGAGGGUGGGAUCAUCCUUGCUCCAACUUAUGGAGAAGGCCCAUACUAUCCUGCCUGGAUGGUGUCUCCCCCUAUUUUCAAUCCCUCCUUUAUUAACAGUGACCCUGCUCCCUGGGUUUUGAAGAAAGAAGUCUCUGCUGUCAUGGAAGCAAGGCGCUUGGUGUUGACAGACACUGUUGCAGUUGAGAAUCUUGCCAACCGUGCCAUCAAGCUUGAGGACCAUGAAGCCUACCAUGCCUCAUUGGUAGAUUAUGUUAAUGAGGAAGGGGAGUCUGCCUUUAUGCAUCCACAUUCGGCAGUCAUGGUCCCCGUGUUUGAGAGGCUCCACGAUCCAGAAUCAAGAAUUGUUGGGACCUUUGCAGUGGUGAUAACGUGGGAUCGCUAUCUUGUCAACCUACUACCUGAAGGUGUUGAUGGGAUCAUCUGUGUUUUACGCAACAGCUGUGGCAAGGCAUGGACAUACGAGCUCCAUGGCAACUCAGCAUAUUACAUUGGAGAAGGAGACUUCCACGACCCAGCUUAUUCUGAUACUGAAGCAGUCAUACCCUUUGAUGACCCCAAUUCUGAUCCGGUCAACGGGGAGUGCCACUAUUCGUAUCACGUAUAUUCCUCAGAUCCCUUCCAUGGGAACUGUAUGUCAAGUCUUCCCUGGACUAUGGCACUGGUCAUGGCUGCAACCUUUUCUGUCAUGAUAAUUUCCUUUGUCAUCUAUGACUGGUUCAAUGCAAAGCGCAACAAAAAGGUGGUUGGCCAUGCCACAAACACAAAUGCAAUUGUAGCAUCGCUCUUCCCGCACGAUGUCAAGAAUCGGCUAAUGGAGGAACAGGAAGAGAAAAAAGUGCAGACAAAGAAGGCAAUGGAUCCGCUGAGCAACUUUCUAAACAACAGUGAACGGCAGAGCCUAUCUACAAUCAGUGAAUGUCCUGCCAGUUGCAGGAAGAAGGCAGACCCAAUAGCUGAUCUCUACCCAGAGUGCACUGUGUACUUUGCGGAUAUUGCUGGCUUCACUGCUUGGUCCUCAUCCCGGCAGCCAGUGGAUGUAUUCCGGCUAUUGGAAGCAAUCUACUCGGAGUUCGAUCGGAUUGCCAAGCGGAGGCGUGUUUUUAAAGUUGAAACGAUUGGAGAUUGCUAUGUUGCCAUUACAGGCAUCCCUAAGCAACACAAAGACCAUGCAGUAGCAAUGGCGAAAUUUGCUUGGGAUACACGGGACAAGAUGCGUGACGUGACCAAGUCCCUUCGGUCUUCGCUUGGUGAAGAUACAGGAACCCUGGAUCUCCGAAUCGGCUUGCACUCCGGUCCAGUGACGGCAGGAGUGCUUAGGGGAGAAAAGGCACGCUUCCAGUUAUUUGGUGAUACAGUCAACACGGCAGCUAGGAUGGAAUCGAACGGACUCAAGGGGAAAAUCCAAAUCUCAAUGGAAACAGCUGACAGUCUAUGUGGCCAAGGAAAAGACAACUGGUUCACAGCCCGAGAAGAUCUUAUCGAGGCUAAAGGGAAGGGCAAGCUGCAAACGUUCUGGAUGGAGAACGCACGUCCUGGAUCUUGCGACAACCAGGCAUCACUCAGCGGGUCCAGCUGUAUGAUUGACAUGGAUGAAGAUGAGUCAGAAAGCACAGCAGAUACAUCUCUGGUUGAGACUACAUGUGCCACAGAGAAUGUUGAAAGCAAGUACGUGGAUGUUUAAGGAAACCCACAUGUACAGGUCAUUCUGGGAGAGCUCGGAACAAAUUUAUUCAUGCAUUACACGAAACCUUUAGAAUAAGUAGUUACAAGUGCUUGUUUAUAUCCUCGU
Molecule: messenger RNA, 2679 nt
Organism: Seminavis robusta
Lineage: Eukaryota; Bacillariophyta; Bacillariophyceae; Naviculales; Naviculaceae
Source: the annotation of a GenBank genome assembly